GAGAAGCUCUGGAGACUGCUUUGGAGAGUGUCUGGAUUCUUGGAUCUCUCUGCAAACCCAGAGCAGCUACAGUCCCCAGGGCAGGCUCAGGAUGCGGCCAGGACGGACAGGGGCCGCGCCGCUGCGGCUGGUGUUAGUGCUCAGUCAAGGCAUUUUAAAUUGUUGUAUGGCAUACAAUGUUGGUCUCCCGGAAGCAAAGAUAUUUUCCGGUCCUUCACGUGAACAGUUUGGCUAUGCAGUGCAGCAGUUUAUAAAUCCAAAAGGCAACUGGUUACUGGUUGGUUCACCUUGGAGUGGCUUUCCUGAGAACCGAAUGGGAGAUGUGUAUAAAUGUCCUGUUGAUCUAUCUACUGCUACAUGUGAAAAGCUGAAUUUGCAAACCUCCACGAGCAUUCCCAAUGUCACCGAGAUGAAAACCAACAUGAGCCUUGGCUUGACGCUCACAAGGAACGUGGGAACUGGAGGAUUUCUCACAUGUGGUCCCCUGUGGGCACAGCAGUGCGGGAGCCAAUAUUACACAACUGGUGUUUGUUCUGACGUCAGUCCCGAUUUUCAGCUCUCGGCCAGCUUUUCACCUGCAGUUCAGACCUGCCCUUCCCUCAUAGACGUUGUGGUUGUAUGUGAUGAAUCCAACAGUAUUUAUCCCUGGGAUGCAGUAAAGAAUUUUUUGGAGAAAUUUGUACAAGGCCUGGAUAUAGGCCCCACAAAAACACAGGUGGGGUUAAUUCAAUAUGCCAAUAAUCCAAGAGUUGUGUUUAACCUGAACACUUAUAAAACUAAAGCUGAAAUGACUGAAGCAACAUCCCAGACAUUCCAAUAUGGUGGGGACCUCACAAAUACAUUCAAAGCAAUUCAAUAUGCAAGAGAUUCCGCUUAUUCAGCAGCUGCUGGUGGACGACCAGGUGCUACCAAAGUCAUGGUGGUUGUAACUGAUGGUGAAUCACACGAUGGUUCCAUGUUGAAAGCCGUGAUUGAUCAAUGCAACGACGACAAUAUACUGAGGUUUGGCAUAGCAGUUCUUGGGUACUUAAACAGAAACGCCCUUGACACUAAAAAUUUAAUAAAAGAAAUUAAAGCAAUUGCCAGUAUUCCAACAGAAAGGUACUUUUUCAAUGUGUCUGAUGAAGCAGCUCUACUAGAAAAGGCUGGGACGUUAGGAGAACAAAUUUUCAGCAUUGAAGGCACUGUUCAAGGAGGAGACAACUUCCAGAUGGAAAUGUCACAAGUGGGAUUCAGCGCAGAUUACUCUCCUCAAAAUGAUAUUCUGAUGCUGGGGGCAGUAGGAGCUUAUGACUGGAGUGGGACUGUUGUCCAGCAGUCAUCUCACGGACACUUGAUCUUUCCUAAACAAGCCUUUGACCAACUUCUGCAAGACAGAAAUCACAGCUCAUAUUUAGGUUACUCUGUGGCUGCGAUUUCUACUGGAAAAAGCAUCCACUUUGUUGCUGGUGCUCCUCGGGCAAAUUAUACUGGCCAGAUAGUGCUGUACAGUGUUAAUGAGAAUGGCAACAUCACAAUUAUUCAGACUCACAGAGGUGACCAGAUUGGCUCCUAUUUUGGUAGUGUGCUGUGUUCAGUUGAUGUGGAUAAAGACACCAUUACAGAUGUGCUCUUGGUAGGUGCACCGACGUACAUGAAUGACCUAAAGAAAGAGGAAGGAAGAGUCUACCUGUUUACUAUCACAAAGGGCCUUUUGAAUUGGCACCAAUUUCUUGAAGGCCCCGAUGGUGUUGAAAAUGCUCGGUUUGGUUCAGCGAUUGCAGCUCUUUCAGACGUCAACAUGGAUGGCUUUAAUGACGUGAUAGUUGGUUCACCUUUGGAAAAUCAGAACUCUGGAGCUGUGUACAUCUACAAUGGUCACGAGGGCACCAUUCGCUUGAAGUAUUCCCAGAAAAUCUUGGGAUCCGAUGGAGCCUUCAGGAGCCGUCUCCAGUACUUUGGGAGAUCCUUGGAUGGCUAUGGAGAUUUAAAUGGGGAUUCCAUCACCGAUGUGUCCAUUGGUGCCUUUGGACAAGUGGUUCAGCUCUGGUCACAGAGUAUUGCUGAUGUAUCUGUAGAUGCUUCAUUCACACCAGAAAAAAUCACUUUGCUCAACAAGAAUGCUGAGAUAAGCCUCAAACUCUGCUUCAGUGCAAAGUUUAGACCUACUAAGCAAAACAGUCAAGUGGCCAUUAUAUAUAACAUCACAAUUGAUGCAGACCUAUAUUCAUCCAGAGUAACCUCCAGGGGUUUAUUUAAAGAAAAUAAUGAAAGGUACCUGCAGAAGAAUAUGAUAGUAAGUCAAGCACAGAGCUGCUCUGAGUACAUCAUCCACAUACAGGAGCCCUCGGAUGUUGUCAGCUCUUUGGAUCUGUGUGUGAACAUCAGUCUGGAAAACCCUGGCACUAGCCCUGCCCUUGAAGCCUACUCUGAGACUGCCAAGGUCUUCACUAUCCCUUUCUAUAAAGACUGUGGUGAUGAUGGAGUUUGCAUCUCUGACCUAGUUCUAGAUGUCCAACAGCUGCCAGUUGCUCAAGAACAACCCUUUAUUGUCAGCAACCAAAACAAAAGAUUAACAUUUUCAGUAACACUGAAAAACAAAAAGGAAAGCGCAUACAACACGGGAAUUGUUGUUGAUUUUUCAGAAAACUUGUUUUUUGCUUCCUGGUCCAUGCCGGUUGAUGGGACGGAAGUAACAUGCCAGGUUGCUUCAUCUCAGAAGUCGGUUACCUGUGAUGUGGGCUACCCUGCUUUAAAGAGAAAACAACAGGUGACUUUUACUAUUAACUUCGACUUCAAUCUUCAAAACCUUCAGAAUCAGGCAUCUGUCAGUUUCCAAGCCUUAAGUGAAAGUCACGAAGAAAACAAGGCAGAUAAUUCAGUCAACUUCAAAAUUCCUCUGCUGUAUGAUGCUGAUAUUCACAUAACAAGAUCUACCAACAUAAAUUUUUAUGAAGUCUCUUCGGAUGGGAAUGUUCCUUCUGUUGUGCACAAUUUUGAAGAUAUUGGUCCAAAAUUCAUCUUCUCCAUUAAGGUAACAACAGGAAGUGUUCCAGUGAGCAUGGCAUCUGUAAUCAUCCACAUCCCUCAAUACACCAAAGAAAAGAACCCACUGAUGUACCUGACUGGGGUGCACACCGACCAGGCUGGUGACAUCAGCUGUAAUGCUGAAGUAAAUCCACUGGAAAUAGGACAGACGUCUUCUUCUGUAUCUUUCAAGAGUGAAAAUUUCGGGCACAUAAAAGAAUUGAACUGCAGAACUGCUUCCUGCCGUAAUGUCACCUGCUGGCUGAAAGACCUUCAGGUGAAGGGAGAGUACUUCCUUAAUGUGUCCACCAGAAUUUGGAACGGGACUUUUGCAGCAUCGACUUUCCAGACAGUACGGCUGGCAGCAUCUGCAGAAAUCGACACCUAUAACCCUCAGAUAUAUGUGAUCGAGGAAAACACAGUCAUGAUUCCCAUCACGAUAAUGAAGCCCCACGAGAAAGCGGAAGUACCAACCGGAGUUAUAGUGGGAAGUGUAAUUGCUGGAAUCCUUUUGCUAUUAGCUCUGGUUGCAAUUUUAUGGAAGCUCGGCUUCUUCAAAAGAAAAUAUGAAAAAAUGACCAAAAACCCAGAUGAGAUUGAUGAGACCACAGAACUCAACAGCUGAGCCUGCAGUACUCACUGUGUUG
This is a messenger RNA of Ceratotherium simum simum (southern white rhinoceros), 3653 nucleotides long. RefSeq names its product integrin subunit alpha 2 (gene ITGA2). The record is from RefSeq and is a predicted model, not a curated record. Gene Ontology annotation, biological process: cell adhesion mediated by integrin; integrin-mediated signaling pathway; cell-matrix adhesion. NCBI's taxonomy places the organism in Eukaryota, Metazoa, Chordata, Mammalia, Perissodactyla, Rhinocerotidae. Gene Ontology annotation, molecular function: integrin binding. Gene Ontology annotation, cellular component: integrin complex; external side of plasma membrane.